AUGAGGACCAUGACCAUACAGCUUGGCAGCCCUGAGACCUUCGAAGCAAAGUUGGAACAGGCGCAGAAUGACCUGGGGAUUUCCCCGAUGGAGCAUGUGCCUGUUCAGUACAUUGACGAGCAGGAUCUCAUGUCCGAGCUCCUGCCUCACAUCCCAACUCUGCUGUUUUUGAUCCCACUCCUUUUCGCGGCUAGAUUCAUGGCCAAUGGCAUGGGCCCAGGGGCACCCGGAGUGGGAGGGCCCGGCGGCAGAAACAUCUUCAGUAUAGGCAAGGCGUUCCCUGCUGGGUCCAAGGACCUGAAGUCCAAGGUAAAGUUCGCCGACGUGGCCGGCCUGGACCAAGCUAAGGCGGAGGUUGUCGAGUUCGUGGACUUCCUCCGUUCGCCCGCAAAGUACGAGCAGCUGGGUGCACGCGUCCCCAAGGGUGGGCUUUUGGUCGGCCCACCUGGUACAGGUAAGACGCUGCUAGCGAAGGCAGUGGCUGGAGAGGCAGACUGCCCGUUCUUCUCCAUGAGCGGUUCUGACUUCAUCGAGAUGUUCGUUGGUGUCGGCCCCUCCAGAGUGAGGGACUUGUUUCAGCAGGCACGCGCAAAUUCCCCAUCCAUCAUCUUCAUCGAUGAGAUUGAUGCGGUAGGGCGCCGGCGUGGCAAGGGUGGAUUCAGCGGCGGCAACGAUGAGCGUGAGAACACGCUCAACCAAAUGCUUGUGGAGAUGGACGGCUUUACUUCAGGCACCGGUGUGGUGGUCCUAGCAGGCACCAACCGAGUGGACAUCUUAGAUCCAGCUUUGACUCGGCCUGGUCGCUUCGAUCGUCAGAUUGCCAUCGACAAACCUGACCUGGCAGAGCGAGAAAAAAUUUUCAUGGUCCACCUGAAGCCAGUAACCUUGGCAAAGGAACUCUCCGCUGAGGAGGUGGCCAAGCGAAUGGCCUCGCUUACACCUGGCUUUGCUGGAGCAGACAUUGCAAACAUUUGUAACGAGGCUGCCAUUUUUGCUGCACGGCGCACUGCGGAAUCAGUGGAGAUGCAGGACUUUGAGCGGGCCACAGAGCGGGUUCUCGGGGGCUUGCCCAAGCAGAACAGCUUGAUGAGCCCUGCCGAGAAGAGGACAGUGGCCCUCCAUGAGUCUGGGCAUGCUGUGGCCGGGUGGUUCCUGGAGCACGCAGAUCCCCUCCUCAAGGUGUCCAUUGUGCCGCGAAGUAGCGGUGCUUUGGGCUUUGCUCAGUACCUGCCUGCAGAGAUGAGCCUCUUCAGCAAGGAAGCCAUUCUCGACAAGAUUGCCGUAGCCCUGGGCGGGCGCGCGGCUGAGGAGCUCUUCGUGAAGAAGAUCUCCACAGGAGCCUCUGAUGAUCUUGACAAGGUGACCAAGAUGGCUUACUCCAUGGUGGCUGUUUACGGCAUGAACUCAGAGCUCGGUCUGCUCUCCUAUGGGCAGAACAACGCAUCCGAGCAGUUCUACAAGCCGUACAGUGAAGAGACUGGCCGAAAGAUUGACGAACAAACGAGGAGCAUCGUGGACGAGCAGUACAAACGGGUCAAGGAGCUCCUGCAGGAGCAGAGUGACAAGCUGCAGAAGUUGGCAGAUAAGCUGGCCGAGAAGGAGACACUGGUCUAUCAUGACCUGGUGGAGGUGCUGGGAGAGCGACCCUAUUCGAUUAAGGAGGAGCUCAACAAGUUUGUCACAGCCGGUGGGAACCCCUUCACGGCUGCCAUGGGCUCCAAAGAAUCUGCUGAGAAUGAAGAGGACAAGGAGAACAAGGAUGGUCAGGAAAGCAAUGGGGACGGCGCGGCUGCGACUCAGGCGCAGGGUAGCGAAUCAAAUGCCAAGGAACAACAGGCCCAAGCCUAG
Molecule: messenger RNA, 1848 nt
Organism: Symbiodinium pilosum
Lineage: Eukaryota; Dinophyceae; Suessiales; Symbiodiniaceae
Source: the annotation of a GenBank genome assembly